Messenger RNA from Echinostoma caproni, 501 nucleotides. Lineage: Eukaryota; Metazoa; Platyhelminthes; Trematoda; Plagiorchiida; Echinostomatidae. The record is from the annotation of a GenBank genome assembly.
ACCCCGGGAUCCGGUAGCGCGUUGGGCGGCAGCUACUCUCCCUAUCAUCCCUCCAGUUUCUCCUCUCGGUGCUCCAGUCGUGGACGAAACGAAACCAGCUUUCAUUCGCUCGGACUGCCUGCACCAGCAUCCGCCUGUUCCUCCGCCUCGUCUUCUUCUUCCUCAGCGCGGUCCUAUCUACAGGACGUGUAUCAACAACAGCAGCGUGAGCUCCAGUACCACCACCAUCAGCAACAGCAACAACAACACCAUCCCCAUCAUCCUCAUCAGCAUCAACAAGCUCCGCCUCCGUCCAUGUUUUCACAUCACAACCAGAAAUCUCCGGUGCACGAAUUGACUACCAGGCAGUUACUCUCCGAAGCGGCUGCCACUGCCUAUGCCCACGGCCUCGGUCUAGAAGCUCCAUUCGUCUGUUGCUCUGGAUUUUCGCGGCACCGCGGCAGUGGCACACGUCCCCAUCGUCUGGUCAUGUUUCCUGUCGGCAUGACCAUUCGGCAAUGA